GGAGCGUCCAAUUCCCGAUAGUCCGUUCGCAUUUUCCGAACGUCGAAUAAAUAACAAUCGUCGAGUGACAAAAUUUCUUACCCGCGACAUGUUCGUCAAGUCGAGAAUAUCGUCCAGCCCGUUUCUCCUGGCCCUUGCUGGCUGCGCGCUCGUCGGUAUCGCGGAUAUAUCCACCUCCGCGCAAACCGCCAACUAUUGUUCCAUUUGCAACGGGAUGCAAACUAUGUGCCGAUAUCCGAGCAGCGCUCCGUCCAAAAGUUGUCAAAAAUACGUCAACGAGCCGCUGACCGCCGGCGAGAUAAAAUCUCUGGUUAACAGGCACAAUGAGCUUAGAACAAGGGUUGCGGAGGGUCGAGAAACUGCUGGUAACUCGGGACCGCAGCCUCCCGCCACCGACAUGAAGGCACUGGCGUGGGAUCCGGAACUGGCGAGGGUGGCUCAACGGUGGGCUGACCAGUGCGCGGAGAACGCUCACGACGAUUGCAGAUCAGUAGAUCGCUUUUACGUCGGUCAGAACGUAGUGACCGUCAUGACUACGGGUAACACGUUCGAUCCGAUCGUUAAACUGGUGGACCCUUGGUACAACGAGGUGAAGAUGUUCAACCGCGCCGAUGUCUCGAAAUACAGAUUUGAGAGCAGUACGGGUCAUUACACGCAGUUGGUUUGGGGGCAGACGUCCUCGAUAGGCUGUGGAAAAGUCAGAUUCUACAACGGCGCACGUGGGAUGAACACCUUGCGUUUGAUCUGCAACUACGGACCGGGGGGUAACGUGAUAGGACAGCGAAUUUAUACCGCCGGAAAAACCGCCUCCGGCUGCACAAGGGGCAAGAGCAAGGCCUGGCCGAGUCUCUGUAAUUAGUAGAGUAUGGAAAGAACGUUAAAUUUACUCGAAUAGUUGUAUGUGAAGUCCUUAGAAAUAGAACGCAAUGAUACUUGAAA
Molecule: messenger RNA, 939 nt
Organism: Athalia rosae (coleseed sawfly)
Lineage: Eukaryota; Metazoa; Arthropoda; Insecta; Hymenoptera; Athaliidae
Product: venom allergen 3-like
Exons: 5
Coding region: 89-859 (256 amino acids)
Cellular component (GO): extracellular region
Source: RefSeq, a predicted model, not a curated record